AGUUUCCUUUAACAGCAUCGGUCUCUGAACUUGGCCCGUCGUGGGCUCUUUGUUGUCAGCACCAUGGACAGCAACCCUCUGGAGCGCCUCGACGCUGCGGAUUUCUUGCACAUCUGGCAGCACUUCGAUGCCGACGGCAAUGGUUACAUAGAGGGGAAGGAGCUUGAGAACUUUUUCCGUCACCUGCUAAAGGCAUUGGACCGUGGAAGCAUCAUAACAGAAGAAAAAGUUCAGAGGGUGAAAGAACAAUAUAUGUCAGCUUAUGACAUGACUGCAGAUGGCCGCUUACAGAUACAAGAGCUUGCCAAUAUGAUCCUGCCAGAGGAUGAGAACUUCCUGCUGCUUUUUCGACGAGAAACACCCUUGGACAAUAGUGUGGAGUUCAUGCGGAUUUGGCGUCAAUAUGAUGCUGAUAGCAGUGGCUUUAUUUCCGCUGGUGAGCUCAGAAACUUUCUACAAGAUCUUUUUCAGCAACAUGGAAAAAUUAUUUCUAAGGCAAAAUUGCAGGAAUAUACUGAUACCAUGAUGAAGAUCUUUGACAAAAAUAAAGAUGGACAACUGGAUCUGAAUGAUCUAGCAAGGAUCCUGGCUCUUCAAGAGAAUUUUCUCCUUCAAUUUAAAAUGGAUGCUUGUAGUGCAGAAGAAAGGAAGAGAGAUUUCGAGAAAAUCUUUGCUCACUAUGAUGUUAGUAAGACAGGAGCACUUGAAGGCCCAGAAGUGGAUGGGUUUGUUAAAGAUAUGAUGGAACUUGUCAAGCCUAGCAUUAGUGGCACAGACCUGGAUAAAUUGCGGCAGAUACUGCUUCGCCACUGUGAUGCCAACAAGGAUGGGAAGAUUCAAAAAUCUGAACUUGCCUUGUGUCUAGGAAUUAAAAUGACCCCAUAGACCUCAGUGAGCUUCUGCUACGGUUUGCCAGUUUUUGUCCUUUGUAAGCCUGCUGGCCCUGGUAGAGCAUUUUCAGAGCUAUGUUUGUAAGCUGUGUUAUAUUCCUGAAACUGCAAGAUAAGGACAACUCACUGCUGAGAGAAAUAUUCAUUUGCAGGGAUGCAGCCAAACAGAAAGUGUGCGAUGAGCAGUAACUUGUUCCAUGUUGUUCCAAAUGAGAUAUUAUCUGAGGGAUUUCUUUUGUAAGCAUUUUCAUAUCCUCAAACCCAUCAGUCUAUCAGGAUAUGUGGUCUUCACCAGAAAUGCUACAACAGAAUUUUAUUGCAUUCAGGCUAAAAUUAAAGCUCCCUCUUUCCUUCUCAAUGCUUCAUGUCUGUGACAACUACUUUAUAUGUGAGACUCGCUGUAUUUUUUAAAAGGUACUAUAUCAGUUGCAGCUCAGUGUGUUUGCUUAAGAUUAAAAACAAC
Molecule: messenger RNA, 1353 nt
Organism: Eublepharis macularius
Lineage: Eukaryota; Metazoa; Chordata; Lepidosauria; Squamata; Eublepharidae
Gene: SCGN
Product: secretagogin, EF-hand calcium binding protein
Exons: 11
Coding region: 64-885 (273 amino acids)
Biological process (GO): regulation of presynaptic cytosolic calcium ion concentration; regulation of long-term synaptic potentiation
Cellular component (GO): dendrite; nucleus; cytosol
Molecular function (GO): calcium ion binding
Source: RefSeq, a predicted model, not a curated record